Messenger RNA from Emiliania huxleyi CCMP1516, 822 nucleotides. RefSeq lists its product as hypothetical. Bases 1 to 822 code for a protein of 273 amino acids. The record is from RefSeq and is a predicted model, not a curated record. NCBI's taxonomy places the organism in Eukaryota, Haptophyta, Isochrysidales, Noelaerhabdaceae. The transcript is spliced from 3 exons.
AUGACGUACACAGCGUCCGCACAGCAAGCCGGUGGAGGCCGAGCGCGCGGAAUCGAUGAUGGCGUGCCGGCCGUGGGCCCGGACGAAGGUCCUGGCUCGAAAACGCGAGCAGAGGCCGCCGUGUGGGGCCACGGCGAGCCUCGGAGAGAAAGGUCAGCACCCUAUCUCACGCGGUCGGUUGGGUACAUUGCGACCAGGGAGACUAAACAACCAAACCCAGUCGGGGGCCUCUGCCCCAGCCUCGCGGUUGCGGAGCUGCACGCGCUCGGUGGCGAACUCUGCUCACACCGAGCAGCUGUGGUAGCGGCAAUAGCAGACAGGUCCAUCCAUGGAGCGAACGGCAGCACGGCCUUCUCGCAGCCCGGCGCCGCAGCGGCCGCCGCCCUCGCCCUCUGCGCCGCAGCCGUGGCCUCCUUCGCCUCCGGCUCGUUUGAGCUUGGCGCCUGCUGCGCUGUCUCGAUUGCCACGCUUCUUCUGCGCGCCGCACUCGACGACUCUCCAGUAGUGGACGGCAACGACUUUGAGGUUGUUAUUCGCGCCACAAAGGAGAUGGAGUAUCUGCUCGAGGAGAGCUUCCGUGCGCCACCGACAGCAGGCCUUCACGAAAAGAUCAGCGUGGCCCAGACGCCGGCGGGUCAGCCGCUGCCGGAAGGAGUCGUCCGCCGAAUGCGGAAGCUGGUCACGAUACGCAACCAGUUGGUGCACGAUCGAGGGGUGAACGCCGUCGACCGUGCCGCCUUCAGGGACGGUUGGGCGGCGGCUGAGCGAGAGCUGCGUACGCUUCUGCCCGCCGACUCCAUGCCGUUCUGCGUUAUAUCUUGA